AUGAAAUUCGUUGAUGCCGCCGAGUGCUGGCACUGGAACGAGGCGACGAACGAAGGUGCUUUCUUGCACACAACCGUCAUUGCGACUGGUCAAGACCAGAAAUUGUACUUCGCCGAAGUCCACGAUCGGCAAACAAAUGUCGAUUCCGAAAAGGUACAACAGUGGUUCGAGAUCCCACUCGAACACAUAUACCCAUCCCUUCCGGCCGAUCUGAGCGUGUUCCAAGGAGAACUCAACGAAUCGAUUUACCAGAAACAGCCACGCUUUUCUGCGUACGAUUGCUCUCCUCAUUUGGCGGAGUCACUUUUAAGAGAGGCUACAAUAUAUGAGCGCCUACAGCAACACAAGUCUCCUUCCAUUGCAAGGUGCCACGGGUGCAUAGUGUCGGGCGGCCGUAUCGUGGGCAUUGCUCUCUCCAAGUACGACCAGACUCUGCAUGAACGAAUGAGGGAAAGCUUCGAGCACGCUCAGGCUGUCAGAUGGCUUGACCAAAUACGCCAAGCUCUCGAAGUCCUUCAUUCCAAAGGACUCGCUCACAAUGACCUGAAUCCGUGGAACGUCAUGAUCAGCGACGAGGACGCUGUUAUCAUCGAUUUCGAUUCUUGUUGUCCGUUGGGAGAGGAAUUACUCAAAUGUGGCACACCUGAUUGGGCUGACGAAAGUGCAAUUAUAUCUGCUACAGCAAACGACGAGUACAGUCUGCGGAAAAUCGCGGCCGUCCUUGGUAUUCUGGAGUAA
Messenger RNA from Cladophialophora psammophila CBS 110553, 738 nucleotides. RefSeq lists its product as uncharacterized. The transcript has a single exon. Gene Ontology annotation, molecular function: protein kinase activity; ATP binding. Gene Ontology annotation, biological process: protein phosphorylation. Lineage: Eukaryota; Fungi; Ascomycota; Eurotiomycetes; Chaetothyriales; Herpotrichiellaceae. Bases 1 to 738 code for a protein of 245 amino acids. The record is from RefSeq and is a predicted model, not a curated record.